Molecule: messenger RNA, 1116 nt
Organism: Colletotrichum siamense
Lineage: Eukaryota; Fungi; Ascomycota; Sordariomycetes; Glomerellales; Glomerellaceae
Exons: 1
Coding region: 1-1116 (371 amino acids)
Source: RefSeq, a predicted model, not a curated record
AUGGAUACUCGCGCUGUCGCCGCGUCGUCCCGGCAUCCGGAAACAGCAACAGCAACCGCUACCAACAUAUAUCCUAGAAUAGGCGAGUCUUCAGCUGGACCGUCAAACGCUCACAGGGAUUCAGCAGACCUGGGGCUUGUGUACCUCACCGAUCUUGUCAGCCCCGAAGGCAGGCCUGGUAGUACUGUGCAUGCUCGACAGGAUGAGGCUAUCCUUGCAGAGCCAGACCCAUUCAGUCAGGACCUUGCCCCGCAGGACAGAACCAGCUCAUCUACCUGUCUCUCUAAUACCACCGAUACGGUAACUCUCUACUUGAACGCCAUACAAAUCGUCGCGGCUCAGAAUCUGUGUCUGUUGGACGAAGGUCCAUCAAUCAGCGAGGAGGAUAUAAAAGAUAAAGACAAGACAAGUGCCUAUGCUCGGGGUCUGGUGAUCUUCCAGCUUGUCUGGUUCGCGAUGAGGAGUAUUACGCAGCUUUACCUCGGUCAGUCUCCCGCCCAAAUUGAGCUCGCAACGUUGACGUACGUCUUGUGUGCCUUGAUGGCCUACGCCAUGUUUUGGAACCAGCCUCAGGGGGUUGAACGGCCGAUACAACACACUGUUAAAGCGUCUCCGACUAAGGGGACUCGCCCAGUGACCGAUGAGGAUAUUCACUGGCUCAGCUUCUAUAGCGGGUCCCCUUUCCUUGAACGCAACUUCGUUCCACCAUUCGGCAUGGGUAGCACGGGAUUCGACGCCACUAAACUUCCGCCUUCUGACUUAUCGCUCACCUGCUUCACUACAUUCGGAGGCGUCCUGCUGAUGGAUGACGACGUCGCGGGCAUCAUUGUGGGAAUGAUAUUCGGGGCCCUCUACUGUCUUGGCUGGAACCACUCCUUCUCUUCAAAGUGGGAGCUAUGGGCAUGGCGUGCAUCCGCCAUUGUUAUCACGGGUUCCCUGGUCCCCUUCGCUCUCGCCAAUGCCCCAUGCUCAAUAUCUGCCCUCCAUCACCAGGCAGAUCGAGUGCGGCCAUCAACGCACUCUACACACAUUUUAUCACUCUACAUGUUACUAGUUUUGUACAUUCUUUGCCGGGGAUUCAUGCUUGUGGUUAUGGUAAGGGUGCUCUGGCUAUAA